This is a messenger RNA of Tetrahymena thermophila SB210, 3192 nucleotides long. RefSeq names its product AAA family ATPase. Gene Ontology annotation, molecular function: ATP hydrolysis activity; ATP binding. The transcript is spliced from 6 exons. Lineage: Eukaryota; Ciliophora; Oligohymenophorea; Hymenostomatida; Tetrahymenidae. Gene Ontology annotation, cellular component: cytosol; peroxisomal membrane. The record is from RefSeq and is a predicted model, not a curated record. Gene Ontology annotation, biological process: protein import into peroxisome matrix.
AUGGCGCAUAAACUCUAAGUUCGUUUUGUUGAAAAAAAGGAUUGUUAUAUCAGUCUUCCUUUGAGAAUAGGAAGCUUGACUGAUUAAAACUAUAGUGAAUAGGCUAUUUGCAGAUAAGUUAGACUUACCAGAUUCAAUAAGGAAAAAAUAUAUGUAGGAUAUGCUGCUGGAGUUUCUAAACAAGAAAAUGAAAUAGAAAUUUCAAGAGUAUUUGCAUAGUGUUUAGGUUUAGAGGAGGGAGAGCCAGUUGAUAUUGAAAUAUUAGGAGCUUCUAAUACAGAAGUUAGAUUAGAGCUAUAUGUCACAAAUGCAGAUUAUUAUGAAAUGGUUUGCUCGAUGCAAGAUAAAUUUGAGCAAAAUUUACUAAAUUAAAUUAGCGUCAUUUAUCCUGGUUUGAAGUUUCCUGCAUAUUAUAGUGAUAGUUAGUAUGUUUUGUUUGAAUUCAAAGGGAAUGGCGAUGAUCACUCUGGUAAAAUGAUUAGUCCUUAAGCGGAAUUAAUUAUUUUAUCUCCUGCUGAAGAGAUUUCAAAAUCUAAACAAUCUAAGUAGCAGAAAAAUAAAAAAUAAAAUGAAGAUUAGGAAAAUGAUAACCAAUUUUAAGAUAUAGCAGAUAGUGAUGAAGACAUAGAUGAUGUUGAAUUCCUCCGUUUGCGCACUUGCUAAAUUUAUGGAGAAAACGAUUACAGGUUGUAUAUUUCUAAAAGGGUUUUCACAAAAUAUAAAAUAGCAGAAAAUAAAUUAUACCGCUUAAGUAUGGAGAAGAUUAUAAAAGAAAGCGACUAUACAGAUUUUAAGACAUUUCUUAAUAAGCAACAAAGAGCAUAAAAGGUAAAAAACCCAGAAGAUAAGCAACCCAACUCCAAUAACUAGCAAAAGCUUAAAAAGAGUGAGUAGUGUAUGAUUUUGAUAGGCUACAAAGAAGAAAUAGAAGAUGAUAAUCUAAUAUACUUUAAUGAGUUUAUGCAAAAAGCACUUGGUAUCAAUACUAAAAGCAUAGUUUAAAUAGAUCUGAAAUACGAAUUAGAUAAUAUCAAAGAUAAUAGAAUACUGUCGUUGCAUGAUUUUAUGUCUCCAUCUAACAAAAUAAAGCUGAUAUUUAGGUAGAUUUAUGGUUAGAAUGGGAAAGAAGAUUUACCAGUAGAUCAUAGCUUAAUAUUAGCCUAAAUUAUUAACAGAUUUUAAAGAGCAUAGCAAGAUAUAUAUUAUACAAAUUAAAUUUAUGUUAUUAAUGGAAAUUACUACAUUCUAAAGAUCUUAGAAAUAAUGCAAGAAUCAAAAGAAACUCUCAAGAUGAUUUUAUUUGAGAAUAAUUCAUCUUCCUUGCAAUCUUCUUUAAAUAAAUCUUCUCUCAAUUUGGAUUCUUCUCAACAAGGAUAGGCUUUGAUUUCAGAUACUGCAAGAGCAGCUUAAAUUAUAUAAGAAAAUCCUCAACAUGCCCAAAGCAUAACGAAUAAUUUGAUUUUUGUAAGUUAGCAAGAUUUCUUUUAAGAUUUUCAUGACAAAGAUAUAGUUAACAUAAACAAGCUUGUCAAAUCUAAACUUUCUGUGGAUCCAUUUUAGAAAGUGAAACUUGGUAUUUAUGAUGUUUUAUAUUCAAGUGAAUUAAAAAAGCUAUCAGAGUUUUUAGCUUAAAAGCACUCAGACUGCAACUUAGAAUAAAAAAACUAAAACUAAUCAGUCAUGUGUAUUUAAGGCAAAUCCUAAAACGGAAAAACAUAUACUUGUGAAUAUAUAAAGCAAAAAUACCCUGAAUACUACAUAGAAUAUCUUGAUUUUGCAGAGUUAUAAGAAUAAGUUCUUCUCGAUUAUGCAAAAAAUUAUAUCGCAACAAAAAUAUAAAUUGCUUGCAUUAAAAAGCCCUCUAUAUUUAUAUGUGAUAACAUAGAAAGGAUGUGUAAAAAUUUAGACAGAAUUGACUUCUAACAAUUUUAAUUGAUUUUAGUUAGUGAAAUCAUUUCAAAAUACCUUAAAGAUUAAAUCAAAAAAUAUUCUCAUGCAAAUCCCAGAGUUAAAUUUAUAUUCCUCACAGAGUCAAAAGAAAUAAUUAAUUCGAACCUACCAAAAAUUAUUGAUGUUUACAUGAAUCUGGAAAUAGCCAACUAUGCAAAAAGAAAAUAACUCUUUGAAUAUAUUCAUAAUACUUGCAAGAUUGAAAUGAACGUUGAUGAAUUAGGUUCAUCAACAGAAAACUUCACUUUGAAUGAAUUCUUCAUUCUGGCAUAAAAAAUCUACCAAGAACAAACAGAUAUCAACCAUAAUUAAAUACUAUAAAAAAUUUCAGAUCUUUCAAAUAAAAGUUUUAAAAGCUCAAAAAAUUUCCCUAAAUUUGAACAUGUAGGAGGUUUGUUAGAAGUAAAGGACACCAUUAGAGAAACCUUUGAAGUCCCAAUAAAAUAUGACUUUUUAUUUAAAAAUAUACCUAUCAAAUUACCUCGUGGUGUACUAUUGUACGGUCCUCCUGGCUGUGGAAAAACAUACCUAGCAAAAGCAACAGCUAAUGAAUUAGGUUUGAACUUUUUUAGUGUAAAAGGUCCAGAAAUUUUAAAUAAAUACAUUGGUGCAUCAGAAUAGGCUGUUAGAGAUGUAUUUGAAAAAGCAUAUUCUGUAAGACCAAGCAUUGUAUUUUUUGAUGAAUUUGAUGCUAUAGUGCCUAGAAGAAACUCAGGCUCAACAGGGGUUACAGAUAGAGUGGUUAAUCAAUUUUUAUGUUACCUUGAUGGUGUCGCUUCAUUAGAAGGAGUUUGUAUACUAGCAGCCUCAAGUAGACCAGAUUUAAUUGAUCCUGCUCUACUUCGUCCAGGUCGUAUAGAUAGACAUGUUUAUUUAGGAUUUCCAAGCGUAGAAGAAAGAAAGGACAUUUUAUAGAUUUAUGGUAAAAACUUGAAAAUGGGUGAUGAUUUGAGCUUUGAGGAUUUAAUAAAAGUAACUGAAAACUUUACUUCUUCAGAUAUUGUUGCUUUCUUAAAAGAAAUAAGAAUAAAAAUGGCUCAUGACAUGAUUGAAGAAAAGAAGCAAAAUGAAAACUUUGAAUUUGAUUUCACUUUAACUAAGUAGUUCUUUGAAAAAACAUUUAAGUCUUUUAGGCCUUCUCUAAACCUAAAAGAUGUUUAAAAGUUUGAGUCUAUGUACAAAAAAUUCUCUGAUCCUAAGGCAGUCCAGGAUAUUUCUAAACAAAAAUAGACUUUAAACUGA